AUGCUGCCUUUACAUGUGGAGUCGGAACGUCCAUCGUUCAUGCACUCACCAUCGCUCUCCGAAUACUUGCGGCGGAUGCUGCACUACGCGCAGAUGGACAUCGACUACACGUUUGCACAGAUGCUCUACCUCUGCAUUGCACCGAGGAAGGUGUAUCAGCUCACCUCCUACCGGAAGCAGACCAAGAAUCAGUGGGCCAGAGACGAUCCUGCCUUUGUGGUGGUCUUGAUCUUUUUCCUCACUGUGACAGCCAUUGCUUACAGCAUCGCAUUCCAGGCACGAGGCACCGACUUCCUCCACAUUCUUGUACGCUUCAUAGUGAUGCACUUCAUUUUCUUCGGCAUAAUGGUCUCCACGGUGUCCUGGUUUGUGGCCAACAACUACAUGCGGGCACAGUCCUUCCAUGGAGUAGAGCAGAAAAUGGAGUGGAUGUAUGCCUUUGAUAUUCACUGCAACUCCUUUUUUCCCUUCUUCUUAGUGCUCUAUGUCUUUCAUUACUUCUUGCUCCCCUUCUUGUCGCAAACCACAUGGUUGGCCGCCAUCUUCAGCAACAUCCUCUAUGGAGUCGCGGCAUGCUACUACCUCUAUAUCAUGUCCUUGGGCUACAGCACGCUACCAUUCUUGGAGCGCACAGAGGUGAUUUUGUAUCCUGCAGGCGUUGUGGUGCUGCUCGCUCUGCUCCUGAGCCUGUGCCGGGACCAGAUCGAUGCUUUGGAGACGAGCGGGCGCUGGGCGCCGGUGAGGUCAGGACUGGAGGAGUGGGUGAAGGCCCUAAUGCUGGGAUUCGCCAACGAGAGCGUCGCCAAUAUCACCAACCUGGAGGUGUGGCAGCACGAGACUGGGCCAGUUUUCUUUCACGUGGAGCGCUUCCGCGGGCGCUUGUCUCUCCCGUGUGCCCGCCGCUGUCGCCUCACCGGGCACUUGGUUGUUGAAGAGUUGGCGGCAAGAAGCCCAAUGAUUUCCCAGUCGGAGGCGAAUGGACAGUCCCCACUCCUUGUGGCCUUGCGGGUGGGCCUGGGAUGGGAUGUUGAGACCUUCUCCUUCGGGACCAUGUCGGCCGUAGCCUCGGGGGUUCAGGUGUGGUGA
This is a messenger RNA of Durusdinium trenchii, 1086 nucleotides long. The record is from the annotation of a GenBank genome assembly. NCBI's taxonomy places the organism in Eukaryota, Dinophyceae, Suessiales, Symbiodiniaceae.